Molecule: messenger RNA, 3057 nt
Organism: Etheostoma cragini (Arkansas darter)
Lineage: Eukaryota; Metazoa; Chordata; Actinopteri; Perciformes; Percidae
Gene: adcyap1r1b
Product: adenylate cyclase activating polypeptide 1b (pituitary) receptor type I
Exons: 14
Coding region: 414-1934 (506 amino acids)
Biological process (GO): adenylate cyclase-modulating G protein-coupled receptor signaling pathway; cell surface receptor signaling pathway
Cellular component (GO): neuron projection; plasma membrane
Molecular function (GO): peptide hormone binding; G protein-coupled peptide receptor activity; vasoactive intestinal polypeptide receptor activity
Source: RefSeq, a predicted model, not a curated record
GGGGGGGGCUAGUUGAAAUGCGCGGUGCAUUCUGCUGUGGAGGGCGAAGCGAGCAGCCGUCCGCAGGGCAGCGUAACUGCUCGACAUAUCUAAAGCGAUCCAUCUGCUUUCGCGCACUGGGAGGAAGAAAUCCCGCGUGGAAGUCCACGACAUUUUCUUUUCUCCAAAUUGCGAUUUAGGGGGGGUGGAAGUUGCGUUGCUUUGCCCGGCGCCACCGAGCAGUCCCGACCCUUCGCAGCCCGGCUCGGGCUGAUUUGUCCCCCUACGGAGUGCGCAGAUUUCCUGAGCCCAGACCGGUCCACAGAGCGAGGAGUUGCCUGGAGAGUGUCGAUGCAAUGAUCCCAAGGUGAGCCGGCGUACCGUUGCGUUGGUCUGGCGGAGCUCGACGUGUAGAGGAAACUGAGAAACACAAAAUGUCUGCUGCUAACAUCGCCCUCCUCCUCCUCCUCUUCCCCAAGGUUUCCAGCCAACAGGUCCCCUCUAACUGUGUGAUCAAGAGGGAGCAGGAGAGAUGCCUGAUAAUGAUGGCCUCGGAUGAUCCUGGGAACUAUCCAGAAUUUGGCUGUCCUAGGAUGUGGGACAACCUGACGUGUUGGGAGCCGGCCGCGUUCGGCGAGGUCGUCGAAGUCAACUGUCCUGAACUCUUCUAUCAGUCCAUGAUUGAAGAAGACUUCGAGCGGGGGAAGGUGAGUCGAAACUGCACUGAGUUCGGCUGGUCAGAGACUUUUCCUCAUUACAUCGAUGCCUGCAUGGGUGAAGACGGGAAUGGCAGCCAUCCUGCGGACAACGUGUACUUUGUGUCAGUGAAGGCUCUGUACACCGUGGGCUACAGCACCUCUUUGGUGUCCCUCACCACGGCCAUGGUCAUCCUGUGCAGGUUCAGGAAGUUGCACUGUACCAGGAACUUCAUCCACAUGAACCUCUUUGUGUCAUUCAUCUUGAGAGCUAUUUCAGUCUUCAUCAAAGACGGCGUGCUGUACGCCAAAGAGGACAGCGAGCACUGCUUCAUACGCACUCUGGAGUGUCGAGCGGUGAUAAUAUUCUUCCAUUACUGCGUCCUCUCUAACUACUUCUGGCUCUUCAUCGAGGGUCUGUAUCUCUUCACUUUACUGGUGGAGACCUUCUUCCCUGAAAAGAGAUACUUCUACUGGUACAUCAUCAUCGGCUGGGGAACCCCCACUGUGUGUGUGACCAUCUGGGCGGUGCUGAAGCUCCACUUUGAUGACGUUGGGUGUUGGGACAUGAAUGACAACGCUGCCAUCUGGUGGGUGAUCAAGGGACCUGUGCUCGCUUCAAUCAUGAUCAACUUUGUGCUCUUCAUCGGCAUCAUCAUCAUCCUUGUCCAGAAGUUACAGUCCCCAGAUAUCGGUGGAAAUGAAUCCAGUAUUUACUUGAGGUUGGCCCGCUCCACUCUGCUACUGAUCCCUCUGUUUGGGAUCCACUACACGGUGUUUGCCUUCUCCCCUGAGAACGUGAGCAAGAGAGAGCGUCUGGUGUUUGAGCUCGGCCUCGGCUCCUUCCAGGGCUUUGUGGUAGCCGUCCUCUACUGCUUCCUCAACGGAGAGUAUAUCCCUCAAGGUGCAAUCGGAGAUCAAGAGGAAAUGGCGCAGCUGGACGGUGAACAGAUACUUUGCUGUGGACCUGAAGCACCGGCAUCCUUCGCUGGCGAGCAGUGGGGUCAACGGGGGCACGCAGCUGUCCAUCCUCAGCAAGAGCAGCUCGCAGAUCCGCAUGUCCAGCCUGCAGGCCGAGACCCCGGCCACCUGAACGGCACCGUCUCCGCACCGGACGCCACCCAGCCUGCCACACCCACCCUCGUCCCGAUGACCAGCCUCACCAACCCGUUCCUCAACCCGUACCCCGACCCGUACCCCGACGAAACCGUGAUGGAAACCCAGCUCCACUCCAGCGACCCUGAACAGCCUCUAGUCUGACUUGCUCCGCCCCUCGAAGCAUGAAACCUGAACGUCAGGGGCCAAAUCAGGAAUCUCUUGGUGUAAAACAAACGUAGUCCUCCUGUUCCCUGAGCGGUCUCUGGCCUUCAAAGAGCCCGAUUGGGAAUUCUAGUGUACUGUACAGUUUAUCUUGUUGGGCUGUAACAUGCAAAACAAGCAUGGUUAUCUCUGUAUAUAUUGUGUUUGUCUGGUGCUGCAGAAUUUGCUCCUGUAAAGCCCGUUUGUUACUGCAGCCCUCUCACAGUGAUCAUUCCAGUCCGUUCACCCUUUCCUCCAAAUAUGUGUCAGACUGUAACUAUACACUGUACUCGUCUCUCAGCUGCCGUGCCAUGUGAAACGGCUCCAUUUAAGACCAUGUAAAUACCUUAAAGGGCCAGUCCACUGAUUUUCCACGUCACGUGUAUCAGCCUGUGAUGUAAGGUCUUGUGUGGCUAUCGAGUGGCUGGAAAACCUAACCCUAGUGAUGUCACAGUGAUGUCAUUAGAUGAAAAAUACACAUUUAUCUGAAAAACUGGAUUACAAACUUAGGGCGUGGCGUUUGAGAGAUGCUGGGAUUUACCAGGCGAGCAGAAGCUGUUGAAAAGUUACAGUUUGCUGCACUGUGAGAAAUUUACUAUCCAGCGACUUUGGAGUUUUUUUUCCCAAACAGUAUUUCGUCCUGCUGCUUUGAUUCUGACCCGCCCUGAUGUACAGUAAAUAGCUUACAUGAGGAUUUUUGUUAAAUGUGUUGACGACAAUUCAAAGAAUGAAGGUUCCCGCACACAUCAGGGUUACCAAAGGGAACUUCUUCUUUUUUUGAAUCCAUGUUAUGGAUGGAGCUGAGGACCAGCUGAAGCAUUGUGGACCCCAGGUCGUACCCGGACAUAUUGAACCCAUUCGGAAAGCUCAGUAUUAUUUCCCACUUCUGGCACUAAGCCUUCGUUUCCUGGGUAAACUGGGACUGAUGUGCAACAACACAUGAGUGUUGAAGACCACCAGACUGAGGAACAUUAAAGGCGAGAUGUUUUACCUUCAUCUAACAAGCAAAACUUGGAAAAGCAGUAUUCACGAGGAGGACAGGUUUUCUACAUUUGUGUGAAAUGCCAAAAAAAAAAAAAAAGAA